AUGCGUCUUACUGUUGCAGUCCUUUGGAUGGUCGCAGUGACGACGUGGGCGCUGGAGGAAAACAGUGGAAGCGACCUUUACGAUGGACAUUUUCCGCCACUUCAUCCUAAUUGUUCUCAGAGUCUCACAGACCUUCUUUUGCUGCGCCAAGAAAUCCAACUGAAAGAACUGAAGCAGGCCGAGCAAGAGUCUGCAGGGAUCCUGAGGGAGAUGGCGGACAUCUUGGCUGAUAUCAAAGGUUCUUUGACACGGAGCAACACGUCUACAGGAAUAUCCUGUCCAGGCAACUUCAAAAACUACGGAGAAAAUUGUCUGUAUCUUGCUAAGGACGUCGGAAUAAAUUGGGAAGAAGCUCUGCUCUUCUGUCAAGACCUGGGAGGAAAUUUGGCCGUGUUCCGUGACGCCAAUGCAUUCGCACAUGCUCUUGGAUACGUUAAAACUUCAGGCAUUGCAAAAACAGGGAAUGUGUGGGUGGGCGGAAACGACCAUUCGGUAGAGGGGGAGUGGAGAUGGGUGACCGGGGAACACAUGCCGAGAGGAACGCCCUUUUGGGGAGAUUAUAAUUACGUUCGUGAACCAGUUCAAAAUACAGCCGAAAACUGUGCCUUCCUUCAUGGUGCUGAUGACUUCUUGAUGCACGAUGCUCCCUGUGACUGGAAAGUCAUUCCUCUCUGCGAAAUAAGCGCUUCAAGAACGGGCUAG
Molecule: messenger RNA, 702 nt
Organism: Penaeus indicus
Lineage: Eukaryota; Metazoa; Arthropoda; Malacostraca; Decapoda; Penaeidae
Product: CD209 antigen-like protein C
Exons: 5
Coding region: 1-702 (233 amino acids)
Source: RefSeq, a predicted model, not a curated record